Molecule: messenger RNA, 354 nt
Organism: Arabidopsis thaliana (thale cress)
Lineage: Eukaryota; Viridiplantae; Streptophyta; Magnoliopsida; Brassicales; Brassicaceae
Exons: 3
Coding region: 40-354 (104 amino acids)
Source: RefSeq, marked reviewed
CUUUACAGAAGCUCGACUGUUAAGGGGAGAGACAGGUCCAUGGCGUCUUCCAGUCAUCAGCUGUUGGAUAUCAUUGGUUAUUGUAUCCAGCAACCCCGGUAUUAUGGAGGUGAUUACAUUCACAAAUGCCUCAAGACAUUGUUGCAGAGAAAUGCAACAAAGAGAGGAGCUUUCCCCCUCAGAACUUCCGUUCCUUGCUCUAUGAUGGAGAGUAAACUAGGGAAAAGAUUUUUCUCCUCUGUCAAUGUCACGAGAUGCCUUCCAAAGCUUGUGAAUACUUGCUGCUCUCGUGCACUGCCUUUGACAAAAGAUGAAGCUAUUUCCUUCAAUGAAAGCUUUUCCACGACAGUCUGA